GUCAGUGUCUCUGUUCACCUUGUAGGUGCAGGUUCCUCUGCGCUGCUGACCUACCAGCUUCGAGAAGGUAAGACUGAAAAAGGAGAUGAAAUUACAUUUUAUAUUUUGCACACUUUCAUCCCUCUUUUGUAUAUUUACAGUUGUUAAAAAUGGUACAAAUUCAUGUGUGAAACGACUGAAAUCGUAAAGAUUUUUGCAUUGAAAUUUAAGUUCUGGAGCAGCUUUUGGUCAACAUGAGCAUCCUGUACGUCCUUGGCAUCCUGCAGCUGGCUGUUCCUGCAUUUACACUGACACAGCCGGUCGAUGACUACUGGGGAGAGUUUGGGGCUUUUGGGCCCUGCAGCCAAACCUGCGGCACCGGAGUGGCAAUGAGAACCAGGAAUUGCAUCACUUCAAGGACAGAUGGGGGACACAACUGUGUGGGAUCCUCCAAGUCCUUCCGUACUUGUAAUACACAUGCGUGCCCAGUUGGAUCAAGAGAUUUUCGGGAGGAUCAGUGUUCUGAGUUUGACAGAGUGGAUUUUCAGGGGAAGCGUCACACAUGGGUGCCUUACUAUGGAGCAUCCAAUCCGUGCGAGUUGAACUGCGUACCACGAGGACAAAAUUUUUUCUACCGACACCGCCCAGCGGUGGUAGAUGGGACUCCGUGUUACGUGGGGCGCACCGACAUCUGUGUGGAAGGCAUCUGCAGGCUGCUGGUCCAUGGAGAGUUUAUGGGAUUAGACAACGACACAAGUUCUGUUCACUCGGCUACUCCGGUUGCUGUUGCGCCUGAUCCAAGAGAGACGUUCGCAUACACCUACAGGGCGGGGGUUUACGCCGAGUGUUCUGCCACCUGUGAUGGAGGCAUGCAGUAUCGAAGUGUGGAGUGUCUGGUUCAGGACCCGUCCAACCCCAGGGUGGUGGACGAGUCUUACUGUAUCGCCCAGCGUCUGCAGAGACCACUGAGUCAGCAGGCCUGCAACAUGCAGCUGUGCUCUGCAGAGUACAGCGUCUCCAGCUUCAGCGUGUGUUCGGUGACCUGUGGAGAAGGGCAGCAGACGAGGGAGGUGGUCUGUGUGGGACCAAGAGGGGAACAUCUCCCUGACCGUAACUGCAGAGGACUGGCACGACCUGCUUCUGUCCAGGCCUGCCGCCGACCUGCCUGUCACACACACGUAACCUGGCAUGUAACAGAGUACGGACUCUGCACUAGAAGUUGUGGUGGUGGGGUUAGAGAGAGGAAAGUUGGUUGCUUCGAUACAGACUUGAACCCUUACCCCGAGGAUCAGUGUGGAGUAGCAAGCAGACCUUCAUCUGUGGAAACGUGCAAUUCUCAGUCCUGUCAUAGAUCGCAAAUGGUUCCAAGCAUUCAGGACCCAGGAGUGGGGAGGAGUGCUAUAAGAUUUGUGCCUCACGAUCCAAGAGAACAUUCAGCUUCCGGACCCGACACAAACACUGAGCACGAUCCCUACCCUCCUGUGAUAGGUCCUCAUUGUGUGCAGUCCUUAUACGGUUGCUGUCCUGAUGGACACACUUCUGCAACUGGACCCAGGGACCAGGGAUGCUCAUCUGCCGAGUGUCUUCGCAGCAGGUAUGGCUGUUGUUUGGAUGAGGUGACACCUGCACGAGGACCAGGAGGAGCUGGAUGUCCUGAAUACCAAACAAGGGCAUCAACCCAUAGAGAGAAUACGGGUGUGGAUGAGGAUAGCAAUUCAGCUGUUCCGGUUUCUCAUCCAAGGGAGAUGUUCGCAUACACCUACAGGGCAGGGGCUUAUGGCGAGUGUUCUGUCACCUGUGAUGGAGGCAUGCAGUAUCGAAGCGUGGAGUGUCUGGUUCAGGACCCGUCCAACCCCAGGGUGGUGGACGAGUCUUACUGCAUCGCCCAGCGACUGCAGAGACCACCGAGUCAGCAGGCCUGCAACAUGCAGCCGUGCUCAGCAGAGUACAGCGUCUCCAGCUUCAGCGUGUGUUCGGUGACCUGUGGAGAAGGGCAGCAGACGAGGGAGGUGGUCUGUGUGGGACCAAGAGGGGAACAUCUCCCUGACCGUAACUGCAGAGGACUGGCACGACCUGCUUCUGUCCAGGCCUGCCGCCGACCUGCCUGUCACACACACGUAACCUGGCAUGUAACAGAGUACGGACUCUGCACUAGAAGCUGUGGUGGUGGGGUCAGAGAGAGGAAAGUCAGUUGUUUUGAUACAGACUUGAACUCUUACCCCGAGGAUCAGUGUGGAGUAGCUAGCAGACCAACUUCUGUAGAGUCGUGCAACACACACCCUUGCCCAGGAGUGCAAAUGGUUCCAAGUGUUCAAGAUCCAGGGAGUGGAAGCACCAUGAGGAGAUUUGAGCCCCAUGUUUCAGGAGAAACUUCAGUUUCAUAUACCUCUGCUCCUCGCUGUGCACAGUCAUCACACGGCUGCUGUCCUGAUGGCUAUACUUCUGCAUCUGGACCCAGAAAUCAGGGCUGCUCACCAACCGACUGCACUCGCACCAGGUAUGGCUGUUGUUUGGAUGGAGUGACACCAGCUCCAGGAGUUGGAAGGGCUGGAUGUCCCGAGCAUCAGACUGCUGACGAGCACCCAUCACACCCAGUUGAUUCAUCCCUCGCUAACUCAUGCUUCCUGCCUCGAGACGAGGGUCCAUGUGAUACCUGGGUAGUUCGGUUCAGCUAUGACUCUGGCACUGGCAAAUGCAAGGAGUUUUGGUAUGGAGGCUGCCAUGGCAACGCCAACAACUUUAUGUCCAUGGAGGCAUGCAGAAGAGGGUGUGGCGGUGUGGGAAGGGAGCCUGCCUCUUUGAGCGUGACCCCAAGGAGGGGGUCACUUGGUACUAUUGCGAGAGCCACAGCACACCGCUCGCGUCUCCAGCACAGAGCAUAAUUGGCCAUUUUUGUCUCCACAUGCUUUCAUGUGUGCACACACAUCUACAGAUUGGUGGACUAAAACUGAAACUUUUUAAUCUCAUUUUAUGCAAAGAAGCAUCCCAAAAGUGAGACUAUCUAAUAUUUUUAAGUAUUAUUCUACAACAGUCCACCAGGGCUUUUGAUGAUCUGUCAGAAUUAGAUGCUUUUGAUUUUAUUUCCACUCACCUGAGAUGCAUCAUCCUGUAGCUUGUUUUUUACUGUUUGCCAAAGCCUCGUUAUAAAUGGUCUAAAAGGAAGUAUUGCUGUCAACAAGCCACUUUUUUAGUAGGAAUACAGUUGGCAUCGAUUAUGUUUUACCACUGUUUUUAAGUCUUGAGAAAUUUGCUGAAGUUUUCUUAAGUUGUAGAAUUUACCUUGUUGGUCAAGACAAAUAAACAUGGUGUUAGUAUAA
Messenger RNA from Nothobranchius furzeri (turquoise killifish), 3296 nucleotides. NCBI's taxonomy places the organism in Eukaryota, Metazoa, Chordata, Actinopteri, Cyprinodontiformes, Nothobranchiidae. The record is from RefSeq and is a predicted model, not a curated record.